This is a messenger RNA of Drechmeria coniospora, 3486 nucleotides long. RefSeq lists its product as uncharacterized. The record is from RefSeq and is a predicted model, not a curated record. The coding region runs from base 1 to 3486 and encodes 1161 amino acids. Lineage: Eukaryota; Fungi; Ascomycota; Sordariomycetes; Hypocreales; Ophiocordycipitaceae. The transcript has 3 exons.
AUGUCGCCCCUUCCUGACGCCGAACUGAAUCCGUGCCAGUCUGCUAGGUUUUCUGGCAUCAACCGUCGAUAUUUUGUGAUUCCGGGACUCGUCUUUCUUGCCGUCCUCGUUUUCGGUUCUGCCAGGUUGAUCACGUCAGAAACAUCUCUUUCGGAGCAACGCAGCCACGACAAGCGCCAGUUUCAACUCGGCGGCAUGCUCGGCGGCUAUGUUCGUCAGCCAGCCAAGCAAACACUCUCCCAGGAGACCACGGGAGUUCAGUCGUCGAUACUAUCCGCCACAGCUAGUCGGCAACCGGACCCUCUGUCAAGCCGAUCGGGAACAUGGCGUGAGAGUCAUGCGACGCCUCAAAACUCCAUGCAGCCGUUCCUUUCAGGGGUCGCGACCGAACCUGAGCCGACCUCCAUGGGCGACAUUACGGGCACUGACCAGGGCCUGGGCUCGUCAAAAGCAUUGCUUGAGGCCUUGACCGAAGCGUUGAGAAAGGCGAUCGGCACACCCGGCCAACUCACCGAAGCAGCUGCGGCGAAUCCCAUCAGCAUAUACGCAUCCGGCAGGUUCAGAUCUGCCGCAGACGGGCUGUCUCUGGCCGCGGCUGCCCGGACAUUGCAUCAUGCGGCGUCACCUUUCCGGCCAGCUGGCCACGAAGCAAGCCUACGCGGCGCCGACACCCAGUCCGAAGCGACGACAGCAUCCCGUCCGAACUUGGCACAUGAAAAACCUGAAAUCGAUCUCUUUAUUGGACUUCUCGGCGGUCUGGGCGAGCUCGCAUCUAUGCAGCAUGGUUCCCGCGGUCAGACUGAUGCUCCCUCGGGUCCCAAGAGCGUCUCGGAAGCACCCAGCAAGGGAGUGCUCUCCAUGUUGAGCCCUCUAUCCAACUUCGUUGCCCAGGUUGCUGGAGUGGAUGCUGGGGCAGCAGCAAAACUCGCCGAUGUGGUCCUGAACGCUCUACCUGUCGACGCAUCCGCCGUGGCCGCAAGCCUCCCCCAGGUCACGGGUCAGGCAUCUGUCAAAAUGGACCAGCUGCUUCCCCUGAUUCUUCCCGCUGUUGCGAGCGUCUUGGGUCAAGAAAUUGCCGGCCACACGGCGGCAGUUUCCAACGAUGUGAUGGGAACCAUGGAUCAGGUGGUCUCGCAAGGCAUGUCCGUCAUGAACCAGAUGACGAGCUCGCUGAAAUCUACGACGGACGCGCGACUUCAGGCGAUUCUCGAUCAGGUUGCCGUGGUCGUGUACGCUGCGGCCAAUUGCUUGAACAAGCCUAUUUGCGCCGUCAGUCAUACCAUUCAGGGUGUUGCCGUUGAGGCUGUCAUGCCGUGCUCUGCCGCCUGCACCGACCCUGUAUCGGCCAACAUCGUCACACUGAAUCCUGGCAUGACGCCAGCGGCGGGCUCGGUUACCCUGCAAUCACCAUCCGGGACCCUUGCUCCCCUCAUUGGUGCUCCGGCGUACGACUUAUCAAGCCGGCCAGCCGGUGACGCCACUCCUACCCAAAUGCCGAGCAUCGCGAACCCUCCACCUCCGGCAAAUGCCCCUUUAGUCACCGGAGUUGAUUCUAGCCUCGGCGCUCAAGAAUCUCCGUCUCCACCAGCAGCCAUCCCUUCGGUCGCCGUCGUGACGGGAACAAUGGCUGCGCAGCCGACUAGCUGCCCCCCCGCGGAGCCUCCCAACUGUCCGACCUGUCCGGCCUGCGACGACUGCCAGUGCAAGGCGUGCCCCGGUCCGAGCCAAACGAUGGACCAGCAGGCUGGGCUCUGCCCGGGACGCGGUUUCAAUUGUGCCGAAUGCCUCAACGGGUGGUUUUGCCCUCCUCAGGAAACUCCUGCACAGGUCGUGCCGUGCGGGCUAGGAUGGCCCUGCUACCAUUGCGCAUCCGGAUGGUUCUGCGUCCCCGGGUCUCCCCAGGCCCCUGCCUCCACGCCGAGUCCUGCUUCUCCAACCGGGGGCACAAACGCACCGGGAUCGUCGGGAGGUGCGAGCACGAACGUUGGUCCCGCAGACACGUCCGCACAGGGUCGAGGCGGCGCGGCUGGUGGUUGGAGCCACGUUGGAUGCUUCCAGGACGCUAUCAACCGAACGCUUGUCGGGUCGAAGCCGCUCGACUACCUUCGAGGGGACAUGUCUACUUUGACAUGCGUCGAGCAUUGCACGGCGAAAGGAUAUCCCUUUGCCGGCACAGAGUGCGGCAAGGAGUGUUGGUGCGGCGUCGCGAUCCGCGAUGAUGCCGUCCGACUUCCAGAUGGCUCAUGCGACAUGCCUUGUCAGGGCAGUGUCGACCAAUGUUGCGGAGGCGAUUGGGCCAUAUCGGUUUACAUGAGGGCAAACCAGGCGGAUCAAUCGGAGGUGGCACCACGGCCACAAGUGCAAACGUUGCCGACCGCGACCGCACCGUUGCCGCCAACGCCGAGCCAGGAAAUCAAGUCGCAGGAACAGCAGGUUCCCGACGGCCAGCUGUCAACUACAACAACGGCACCAUCCGCACCAUCCGCACCAUCGGCGACGAGCAAGGCACCCACUUCCUCGAUUGGACCAUUUCCCGAACCUCAGCUACCCAUUCCAGCAUCGACUCCCCCUGCUUCAUUCGCUUCAAGCCAAACGCCCAACCCCUUGGUGCCACCACCUUUGAACGACGGGUCUACGUGUGCGGAGCCGCCAGUGCCCGUCACCGAGCAGCCUGCUCCGGCACCAGCUUCGUCUCCCGCUUCCAACCAGGCGCCCACGUAUGCCGAGCCGCAAGUGCCGGUCACCCAACCACCGGCUCCUGCUCCGCCUCCCACACCGGCUGCAGUUUCAGCCCCAGCCCCAGUCCCAGGUCCUGCACCGGCUCCUGCACCAGCUCCUGCACCAGCUCCUGCUCCGGCCCCUGCUCCGGCUCCGGCUCCGGCUCCGGCUCCGGCUCCUGCACCAGCUCCUGCACCGGUUCCUCCUCCGGCCCCAGCUCCUGCUCCUGCUCCGGCUCCUUCUCCAGCCCCUGCUCCGGUCCCUGCUCCGGCCCCUGCUCCCGCUCCUGCUCCUGCUCCUGCUCCAUCCCCUGCUCCUGCUCCCGCUCCCGCACCAGCUCCCGCACCGGCCCCUGCUCCGGCCCCUGCUCCGGCUCCGGCUCCGGCUCCUGCACCGGCUCCUGCUCCGGCUCCGGCUCCAGCCCCGGUUCCUGCUCCAGCCCCGGCUCCUGCUCCGGCCCCCGCUCCAGCUCCAGCUCCAGUGCCAGCUCCAGCAACGGCUCCUGUCCCGGCUCCCGCGCCAGCCCCUGCACCAGCUCCUUCACCGGCUUCGGCACCCUCUCCUGCUUCGAUGCAAGCACCCAAGUAUGGGAACCCGCCGCUAUCCCAUUUUCCGUCGCCCGCCACAGCGCCGGCGGUGCCAGCAGCACCAGAAGCACCGGUAGCGUCAGAAGCGCCGGUGGCACCAGCAGCAGAACCGAGCACGGCACAGCCAGAAGCGUAUGGGCCGUUGGCUCAGUUGCUCAUCAACGAACGACUAGGCCGCUAG